Messenger RNA from Penaeus chinensis, 3061 nucleotides. RefSeq names its product tyrosine-protein kinase CSK-like (gene Csk). NCBI's taxonomy places the organism in Eukaryota, Metazoa, Arthropoda, Malacostraca, Decapoda, Penaeidae. Gene Ontology annotation, molecular function: protein binding; ATP binding; protein tyrosine kinase activity. Gene Ontology annotation, biological process: protein phosphorylation. The record is from RefSeq and is a predicted model, not a curated record.
AUCGUCGCGAGUGGACGUACGCGCCCCCCUCCGCUCGCCCCCUUCAGUAAAGUGUUUUUGUGGAUUUCUCUCUUUAUUAUCCAAGUCCUUAAUAUCCAAGAAUUGAUGCAGGUGCGUAGGUCCUAAUUAGACCUAUCGCUCUCCUCGGGGGGAUAAAAAGGACGGCGCCACGGAUAAGACGUGUUAACAAGAACAACACAGAUGUUUUUGUAAGUUAGAAAGUUUAGAAAGAAAACCUUCUUAUUUCCAGGCCAAGUUUUAUUUGUUUUUAUUUUUUUGUCGAAAGUGCCGGAUGAUUCAAUAAAUUACUUUGCUCCUGUCUUUCAACUCGCGGAGGAAGAGGGAAGAGGAGAAAUUAAUAAAAAAAGGAAGAGAGAAAACCGGGAGAAGGAGAGAUACAAGAACACAAAAUAUAUCCCGAGGAAAGAAAGAAGUCAUUAAAAUAUCCUUACCGAGCAACGUUUAAGGGCCCCUUCGCCCCUGACACGGAGGUGGUGGCCAGCUAUGCGUUCUCGGGCACUUCGCCAGAGGACCUGCCCUUCUCCAAGCUGGAGCGCCUAACCAUCGUCCGAGCAACCAACGACGUCAACUGGGUCAAGGCCAGGAACCGCGACGGCAUGGAGGGCAUGAUACCCACCUCGUACGUCACGGAAUGCAGGAAGGAGGUCAAGCUCAAUACUAUGGCAUGGUUCCACGGCAAGAUCAGCCGCGAGGAAGCCGAGAACCUACUGACGCCGCGCGAGGACGGCCUCUUCCUGGUGCGCGAGUCCACCAACUUCCCCGGGGACUACACCCUCUGCGUCUGCUUCGAGCAGAAGGUUGAGCACUAUAGAGUAAUAUAUAAGGACAACAAAUUGACUAUUGAUGAGGAGGAAUUCUUCGACCAUCUCACUAAACUGGUUGAGCACUACGAACAGGAUGCCGAUGGCCUGUGCACGCAGCUCAAGCGCUCGGUCCCCAAGCAAGGCAGACGGGAAUAUGCGGUGGAUCCAGAGAAGGCCUUCAAGGCUGCUGGCUGGUCCAUAAACAGACAGGACCUUAAGCUUUUAGACUCCAUAGGCAAGGGUGAAUUUGGUGAUGUCCUCCUGGGAGAGUGGCAGGGGCAGAAGGUGGCUGUGAAGAGACUGAAGGACAGUAGCAGAACGGCGCAGGGCAUCUUAGAAGAGGCCUCCCUCAUGACGAGUCUGAAGCACAACAACCUAGUGAACCUCUUGGGACUGGUGUUUGAGGACUCUUGCAUCCUGCUGGUGACAGAGUUCAUGAGCAAAGGAUCCCUCGUGGAUUACCUGCGUUCCAGGGGCAGGUUUCAUGUUUCCAAAAGAGAUCAGAUAAACUUUGCUUGCGACACAUGUAGUGGUAUGGCUUACUUGGAGUCCCAGAAGGUGGUCCACCGUGACCUGGCUGCCCGCAAUGUGCUCAUCAGCGAGGAAGGUGUGGCCAAGGUUUGCGACUUUGGCCUGGCCCAGGAAAUGAAGCUUAAACUGGAUGGUGGAAAGUUCCCCAUCAAGUGGACAGCACCUGAGGCUCUCAGACAGAGUAAAUUUUCAAACAAAUCUGAUAUGUGGUCUUUUGGAAUUCUUCUGUGGGAGAUUUACUCUUUUGGUAGAGUUCCUUACCCUCGAAUUCCACUAGCAGAUGUGAUGAAACAUGUCGAAAAAGGUUACCGCAUGGAGGCACCUGACCUCUGCCCUCCGGAAGUUUACCAGCUCAUGAAGGAUGCAUGGAACGAGAACUGCAAACGUAGACCCACAUUCCAAGAGGCACUCAAACGACUCACACAGCUGCGACAAUCUAACUUGGCAUGACCUAGAGUAGGGGCAUAAAUAUAGUUAAAAUUGGUGCCAAUGCUAGAUCAUGCUAGAGAUUUGAAGUAGUGUCAACUUCAGUGAAGUCAUUUAACAAAUGGAAGAAGAGAUAGAGUGGAGCGUCAGUGCUUGAGGAAUUGUUGCGUUGGUUGGAGGUCGACAUAUCCUGCUCACUCUAGUGGGAAAAGUGUGUUCCCAAAGCUCGAGUGCUUCGUGUUCCUCUGGCAUGUCUGACACAGUGACAGACUGGUGAUGUUACUUCUGUAAUGUGUGUUCAUUACAUGUGUAUAAACGGACAGAAAGAAGAAUGUUACAAAUCAGGUAUUAAGCCCAGGACACCUGAGCAUUUGUCCCUCCAGACUUAACUUUCAAUUUAGUGUCUUUAACUACAUGACAAAUGUCUGAAAUGUUGAUAUGAUGAUUUUUAAUUGUUAUUAUAAUUUUUAUUAUUAUUAUAUUUUGUCUUUUGUUUUUUAUUUGUCAGUCAUUGAUUUGAGUUUAUUCUAGAGUCCAGGAGAGGGUGUGUAUUUGGUGUCUGUGUUCUGUGUUAAGGGCCGCUUCUGGAGAGGGUGCAACAUUACUGUCUCUCUUCACAAUAGCUUUUUUUUUUUCUUUUCUCUUUUUUUUUAUCUAGCUGCGACAAGUGAGCAAUGCCGAAGAUAAAAGGAAAAAAUAAAUUAAAAAAAAAUCUCCUAAAUAAUUGCUGUAUUUAGAGAUCAUAUAUGUUCCUGUGUAGUGUGAAGCUGGCACUAUGUUAUUAGUAUUUUUGUAAUAUAGUUGAUAUGAUUUUUUUUUUUCCAGAGUAUUAUUUUGAUUUUGUUUUCAUAUUAUAUUGUUUGUUUUCUGUAACUGAUGAAGUUGUAGACUUUUGAAACAGAGUGAAAUUGAAAAGAAAAGAAAAGCCAAACAAAGUGCAGAGACAACAUAGACAUGAAGCUAAUUUUUUUUACUGCUGUGCACAUUGUGAUUUUAAAAAUUUUCUUUGGUUUUGUUGGGAUAACGUGAUUGAUUAUGUGAUUGUUUUAUCGAAGGCCUUGUUGACUGCUUUCGGGACAAGAGGACUGUAGUUAAUUCCCCUCCCAACCCUCACCACCAAGCCUCAUAUGUGUACUGUGUUAUAGGAGGGGGAUGAGAUGAUGAUCAUUAGGCUUGAUUUAGAGUCUUGACUAUGUAUAUCCUACUAAACUUGUGGGCUGGUUAUGCCAUUAUUCUUUCUUUUUUCUGUAUCUAACAUGAAGUAAAGUUCAUGUACCACA